This is a messenger RNA of Talaromyces stipitatus ATCC 10500, 1320 nucleotides long. RefSeq lists its product as uncharacterized. The coding region runs from base 1 to 1320 and encodes 439 amino acids. The transcript is spliced from 2 exons. Lineage: Eukaryota; Fungi; Ascomycota; Eurotiomycetes; Eurotiales; Trichocomaceae. The record is from RefSeq and is a predicted model, not a curated record.
AUGACUCGACGUUCAUUUGAUCUUGGUGUUGUAGAAGAUCAGUUCCAUGACCAGAUUAUCAAAUACACUGAUGACGAACCUUUUACAUUUGAAACUUGUACGGCAUUUGUGAAAUCAAUGUCUGGUCGUGGAAGACAAUUAAGCCAUCAAUUUGAUGAUUUUUCUAUCACCGAGACCCUCAAAGUUUUAGAUCUCAUUGAUAAUAAACGAGAGGCUCAUCCCGGUACAGCUUUAUGCGUUCUUUUUGAGAUCAAAGUGGCCUGCGAAGCGCUUAUAUCAAAGAAAAAAAGGACAGCAAUAUCGACAGCUCAACAACCCCAGGAUCCAAUAUCUAUUCCAAGCUCGCCCCCUGUACUGCCGACACAAAUCCGUUCUACUCGUACCACUCAGUUAUUGGAAGAGGCUGCAAUCCAUGAAGCGAGACGAGACCAAAUAUUGACAGCUGGUGAUUUCCAACGUCAGUUGAUGCAGAAAUAUCAAUGCAACGAUAGAAACUGUACGAAUUAUAACAACUUUUGCUUCCCUAAUCCUAUGGACAAUACUCAGCACUAUAAUAUCCUCGCUACUCAGCAUGAGCUUUGGGCCAAUCGGAUAGCUUCAGGUGGUGCAACCAUCGAGAAUCCACCAGAUGAGUUGAAGCAGUAUUGGACGAAAAAACAAGGUUCGAUAAACCGAGAUUCUCGACAACCUGUUAAAAAGAACAAUGCCCAGAUUAUGGAGCAAUUUAUGGAGAUGCAGACGAAGAUAUUGAUGGAACAGAUGGAAGCAAUGCAGGAAAAACAGGAACGUCGUGACGAGGAGAAAGAGCGUUGUCAUUUACUGCGAGAACAGCGCGAUUUAUUAACACAAAUACCUCAUCAAAUGGCUUAUUUAUUGCCUCAAAGAUCAACAACAAGCCUUUCUUUACUAUCAUUUAAAACUGAUAAAACUCCUGCACGAUUUGAGGCUAUUCCUACUACACCAACACCACGCCCGAGGUCAUCUAGUUCGAUAGAUUCAAAUGAGGACGAAUAUGACACGCUUGCCAAAUUUUUCACCUGGAAAAUCAACUCAAUCAAGAAUCAAGAUAGGAAGAAGAAAUGGGAAGAUGCUCAAUCAACCAUAUUUGCAAAUGACUGGUCCAUACGAGAGUUGAGGCAAAUGGAAGACGAUAAAACCCCGGCAUAUCAACGUGCAAUAAAGGCAGGUAUCUCAGACGGUCUGGCGAGAGGCUUCAAGAGAGAGUUACGCCAGUAUAGGCAGUUCGUACGCCGUGUCCACGACGAACAUGCUGCAGCCAUGGCUCUAGGUGCGUUAGGAGGUGGAAAUUCGACUAUAUGA